AGAAUCUGCACAAAUGGUCAAUGACUGGAAGUGACAAUAUUAUCAAUAGCUAGAAAUGACAACUACUUUGCAGUAUUGGCGCUUUUGUUGAAAUAUUGAAGCAGCUUCCGGGUCACAGUUCAAGUAAACUUAGAAAAAAAAAACAUGGAUCCUAACACAACGGGCAACGCGUCUGACCAGAGUGAUGGAGAUAUGGCCUCUGUCAUGGGAUUCUCUGGCUUUGGAAAGAAAGCUCGCACCUUUGACCUGGAUGCCAUCUUUGAGCAGACCCGAAGAACAGCAAUCGAGAGGAGUCAACAAGUAUUAGAGGAGAGGCAGAAAGAGGAAACUGGGGACAGCUCCCAUACAGCCAAGGCAUCAAGCUCCAAACAGAGAGACAGAGCCUCUGCCCCUGCACCCAGGAAGAAGGAGGAGAGCAGUAGUGGCAGCACUAAUAGUGACGCAGACUCUGACUCAGAGCUUAUUGGCCCCCCAGUGCCCAAACAACUGACUGGUCAGGAGGAUGAUGAGGACUUGGUGGGGCCACCACUACCACCAGGGUACAGAGGAAGCAUAGCUGACGAUGAAGACGACGAUGAUGAUGAUAUGGAGGAUGAUGAAGAUGAUAAUCCAGUGAAGAAGAUUCCAGACACUCAUGAGAUUACUCUGCAGCAUGGCACCAAAACAGUGUCGGCCUUGGCAUUGGACCCCUCUGGAGCCCGUCUGGUCACCGGGGGAUACGACUUUGACGUGCGCUUCUGGGACUUUGCUGGGAUGGAUGCAGCUCUGAAUUCCUUCAGAACAAUACAGCCCUGCGAAUGCCACCAGAUCAGGUCCCUGCAAUACAGCAUCACUGGUGACGUCAUCCUGGUGGUCUCUGGGAAUGCCCAGGCCAAGGUGUUGGACCGCGACGGGUUCCCGGUCAUGGAGUGUCCCAAGGGAGACCAGUACAUCGUGGACAUGGCUAACACCAAGGGUCACACUGCCAUGCUGAACAGCGGCUGUUGGCACCCCAAGAUUAAGGACGAGUUUAUGACCUGCUCCAACGACGGUACUGUUCGAACAUGGGACCUGAGCUCUAACAAGAAGCACAAGAUGUGCUUCAAACCCCGCUCCCUGCAGGGGAAGAAAGUCACGCCCACAUGUUGCACCUACAGCCGAGACGGGAAGCUAGUGGCAGCCGGCUGCCAGGACGGAACCAUCCAGAUCUGGGACAGGAACCUCAGCGUCCACACCAAGUUCCACUGUCGCCAGGCCCACGCCCCAGGAACAGACACCUCCUGUCUCACCUUCUCCUACGACGGGACAACACUGGCCUCUCGAGGAGGUGAUGACACUCUAAAGACCUGGGACAUCCGUAACUUCAAGAAGCCUCUGAAUGUGGCUACAGGGCUUUCCGCCUUCUUCUCCAUGACAGACUGCUGUUUCAGCCCUGAUGACAAGCUGCUGGUGACGGGGACGUCGGUGAAGAAGGACGAGGGCAACGGGAAGCUGGUGUUCUUUGACAGAGCCUCCUUCCAGAAGGUUUAUGAGAUAGAUGUCACCAACGCGGGUGUGGUGCGGUGUCUCUGGCAUCCCAAGCUGAAUCAGAUUAUGGUGGGGACUGGAAACGGACUGGCUAAGGUCUACUACGACCCUGUCAAGAGUCACAGGGGAGCUAAGCUGUGUGUGGUGAAGAGCAAGAGGAAAGAGAGGCAGGCGGAGACACUGACGCAAGACUACAUCAUCACACCCCAUGCUCUUCCCAUGUUCCGCGAGGCCCGGCAGCGCAGCACUAAGAAACAGCUGGAAAAAGACAGACUGGACCCAAUGAAGUCCCACAAGCCUGAACCCCCUGUCACUGGACCAGGUCGUGGUGGUCGCGUGGCAGCCCAUGGAGGUACUCUGUCCUCCUUUAUUGUGAAGAACAUUGCUCUGGACAAAACAGACGAUAGCAAUCCUCGCCAGGCCAUCCUCCGACACGCCAAGGAGGCCUCCGAAAACCCCUACUGGGUUGCCCCUGCCUACACCAAGACCCAACCAGAUGCCAUCUUUCAAGAGGAGGAAGAGUCUGAUGAAGAGGCUGACAAGGAACCAGAGUGGAAGAAACGCAAGAUCUGAGCCGCAGCAACCCCUUAGUGUGUGUUUGUGCGAGUGUGCACUGGUGUGUUUGGAUAUGUGCAUGUUUUUGUACUUUACUGUACUUGAAUCAAAUGUAGUGCCGUUUAUGAUCUCCUGAGAAACAGUAAUAAAAGGGACAGUCCAUCCAAGUCACA
Oncorhynchus mykiss (rainbow trout) is the source of this 2234-nucleotide messenger RNA. It is a transcript of the gene wdr70, whose product is annotated as WD repeat domain 70. The record is from RefSeq and is a predicted model, not a curated record. Gene Ontology annotation, cellular component: nucleus; site of double-strand break. Lineage: Eukaryota; Metazoa; Chordata; Actinopteri; Salmoniformes; Salmonidae. Gene Ontology annotation, molecular function: protein binding.